Amblyraja radiata (thorny skate) is the source of this 1250-nucleotide messenger RNA. RefSeq names its product speriolin-like protein. NCBI's taxonomy places the organism in Eukaryota, Metazoa, Chordata, Chondrichthyes, Rajiformes, Rajidae. Gene Ontology annotation, cellular component: centrosome. Bases 1 to 1044 code for a protein of 347 amino acids. The record is from RefSeq and is a predicted model, not a curated record. The transcript is spliced from 4 exons.
AUGUGCGAUGAUGCUGAAAAGAUUCGCCGAGAUAAUAUGAAGCUCACUGCUGAAAACAAAGCAUUAAAGCACCAGAUUACCCUCCUAAAAGAAAACGAGGAGCUACGUAAUCUCCUGUCAUCCAACAGUGCACCGGCACUUGGACAGAACCCAAAAUGUUUCCCAGCCUUCAGCCAUCCCACCGCAGCACGAGGUGCCUCGUUGUGCUGUUCCACAGAACGGAUCAGCCCCAAUGACUUCCAGGACAAUCGGCAGCCAAGUCCAACCUUGGAGAACCUUCUUACCCUUUCGCUGUCUGAUGAUUCCCACGCACUGAGCUGCAACAGUGCUCUCAGUGGACUGCAGCCAGCUCAGGUCCCCACUUACUGCCGCAGCACUGAAUUGUUUGAAGCCAGUAAUCCUGAUGUCACGAACAGCUCAUGUGAUGAAAUCAUGAACAGCCAACUUUCCGACUCUGAGGCCCGGCCCACCAACAAGAAGAUCUGGUUUUCAGAAUCAGCCACAUCUGAUGAAUCUAAAAAGCUGUUCCUUGAGGAAGGAAACAAAACACGGGUGUUUUAUGUGAAUGAGAUGGACUCCUUCUCAAACCUGGCAAAGAACAGUCGAGUGAUUGGAGAGAUAGCGUUCCAACUGGACCGGAGGAUCCUCGCACACGUGUUCCCAGGACUAACCAGGUUGUACGGAUACACAGUAUCCAACAUUCCAUCAAAAAUCAAACAGAAUUCGGUUAAUGCCAUCGAUGGAACAGUGGAUAAGCAGAAAUGGAAAGAAAUGUCACAGUGUUAUGCAGCUUUACUAUCAAAAUUGGAAAAACUCAAUUAUAAAACCGAUAUCCAUACUGGCUUCAGUGAAUUCCUGGUCAACUCCUAUGGAAUUCUCAAGCAGCGUCCAAAUGCCUACACCAACAUCACAUACAAUCCUAUAAUCCUGCGCAAAUUGGUCAUCGACAUGGUUCCUGCCAAGUUCCUACGGGACACCCUGGUCUUGCUGAAUUGUCUAUGUGAGCUGUCUCGUAAUGACAAGAAACCUCUGUUUCCAUGGUGACCAGGAGAUGCAGCAGCUGACAUUAUGCAUAAGAUAAAGACAUUUCUAUUUCCCUCUUUUAAAAAAAUCCUAUCAAAAUAGAUUGCAGAAAAUAUUGAUGUCCCAUUUUAUUCUAUUAUAUGUACACUUAGCAUUCAAAGUGCAGAAGAGUUAUAAAUAAAUCUAUGAUUUUGAAAAGAAAAGUUUUUGCCAAAUUGUAUUUAAAU